AUGGCCAGAAGCAGCAAGCACCGCACACACACACACUCGCACACACAUCCCCCACAAUGGGCACAAGAUAGCAGACUGUCCAAACAAGGCAACCUGCUUCGUCUGCGCCGGGAGAGGCCGAGAGGACAGAGGCCAUCAAUCGGGAAGCCGGCAGUGUCCCUUCUCGAAGCUAGGAGAGGUAGCCGGAACAAGAGGAUCGAAGUGAUCCAGCUCAAUCUGAAUCACUGUAGGGCCGCACAGGACCUGCUCCUGCAGACGGUGAGAGAACUCAAAUCGGACCUGGCCAUACUCAGCGAGCCGUACAAAUCAGGUGACAACGAAUCCUGGGCGACCGACAGAACAGGGAAGGCAUCCCUGUGGGCAUGUGGAGGCGAUCCCUGCAAACUCAGCAAUGUGCUGGCAGGGGACGGAUUUGUGCGCGCGAGAGCUGGCAACCUAUGGGUAUACAGCUGCUACCUAGCGCCCAGUCUACCCCUCGAGUCCUUCGCCCGAAUCAUUGAGGAACUAGCUGAAGACGCAAGAAACCGCGGGGCAGUCCUAAUCGCCGGGGACUUCAACGCGUGGGCACACGAGUGGGGCUGUCGAGUCACCAACGCAAGAGGCCGAAUCCUGCUAGAAACUUUAGCAUCGCUAGACCUAGCGCUGCUGAACGAGGGCUCCCAGCAAACCUUCUGCAGGGGUAGCGCUGGGUCAAUCAUUAACCUAACGUUCGCGAGCCCUUCGCAGCUGCGCAAUGCAAGGUGGCGAAUAGGAGACGUGUACACCGGUAGCGACCACGAAGACAUAGUAUGCACCAUUGGCGAACGCCCCAGACCCAGCAGAUCAAGCGCAAGGAGCAAAGCCUACAUCGUGGACACGCUCAACACCAGCGCUCUGGCUAGAAGCCUCGAGACGUGGGAGGCCCUCGGGGACACAAGUGCCAACGAAUCGGCCAACCAGCUCGCCUUGCGAAUGGAGGAGGCCUGUGACAGGAGCAUGAGACAGCGGAAGCCAUUCAUACGGCACCACGAGCCAAUCGUGUGGUGGAACGCCGACAUCGACAGGCUCCGGACAACGUGUCUAAGGGCCAGACGAGCAGAGAGCGCGACGCACGACUCGGUUCGUCACAUCGCAUGAGGAGUAU
Drosophila miranda is the source of this 1123-nucleotide messenger RNA. RefSeq lists its product as uncharacterized. Gene Ontology annotation, molecular function: catalytic activity. The coding region runs from base 1 to 1116 and encodes 371 amino acids. The transcript has 3 exons. Lineage: Eukaryota; Metazoa; Arthropoda; Insecta; Diptera; Drosophilidae. The record is from RefSeq and is a predicted model, not a curated record.